This is a messenger RNA of Exaiptasia diaphana, 717 nucleotides long. Its product is annotated as pyridoxine 5'-phosphate synthase. Gene Ontology annotation, cellular component: cytoplasm; cytosol. The record is from RefSeq and is a predicted model, not a curated record. The coding region runs from base 1 to 717 and encodes 238 amino acids. Lineage: Eukaryota; Metazoa; Cnidaria; Anthozoa; Actiniaria; Aiptasiidae. The transcript has a single exon. Gene Ontology annotation, molecular function: pyridoxine 5'-phosphate synthase activity. Gene Ontology annotation, biological process: pyridoxine biosynthetic process.
AUGAAAACGAAGCUAAGCGUUAAUGUGAAUAAAAUUGCAACUCUUCGAAAUGCAAGGGGAGGAGAUGUGCCAAAUGUGGUAAAGGUGGCGCAGGAUUGUGAACGUUUUGGAGCCGAUGGGAUUACGGUACAUCCGCGUCCUGAUGAGCGACACAUUACACGACAAGAUGUCCUGGAUUUGUCAAAAGUGGUGACCACAGAGUUUAACAUUGAGGGAUACCCGAAUGAUCGUUUUAUGGAGUUAACUAUGGAAGUGAUGCCAGCACAAGCGACGUUGGUUCCAGAUCCUCCGGGAGUGUUAACUUCCAAUGCUGGAUGGGAAACGAAAAAGAAUAUUGAUUUACUCACCGAUUUGGCAACAACGUUCCGCGAAAAAGGUAUUCGCACGUCGAUUUUCGUAGAUACGAAGUUGGAAAACAUCGAGUACGCUGCAAAGAGCGGAGUGGAUCGAAUUGAGUUGUAUACCGGACCUUUUGCCGAUAAUUACACAGCAGAUAAAGAAGCAGCGAUUAAAGAUUAUGUGACUGCAGCAAAAUUAGCUUCUGAAUUGGGAUUGGGAAUCAAUGCAGGUCACGAUUUGAGUUUGGAUAACUUGCGUUACUUCGAUGAGCACAUUGAAGGUUUGAUGGAGGUUUCCAUUGGUCAUGCCUUAAUUUCAGACGCACUUUACUUUGGAUUGGAGAAUACGAUCCAGAUGUACCAGCGAUUGUUGAAGUAA